Messenger RNA from Penicillium macrosclerotiorum, 306 nucleotides. RefSeq lists its product as uncharacterized. The record is from RefSeq and is a predicted model, not a curated record. The transcript has a single exon. Bases 1 to 306 code for a protein of 101 amino acids. Lineage: Eukaryota; Fungi; Ascomycota; Eurotiomycetes; Eurotiales; Aspergillaceae.
AUGAGUCGAGCUAACAAUGUCCCCAAGGAGCAGGCUAUCACGUCUUCAAGUACUUUAGGAAGUGAAAUGGCGAACAAGAAGACAAGUCGUGGAGUUGGGAGAUCUGCAGAGAGCAUGACCGCCUAUUUUGGGGCGCCCCAGAUCAGCCGCGAUUCAACGGCUCGUCUUGACGUCACGCGAGACAUCGCGGCAACGAACACAGCACGACUUGUUAGUUGCUCGACUAUCGCGGGCUUCCUCUUCAUGUUAACCUUCCCUCAUUUUACGUCACGCCACAUUCGAGCGGCCUCCGAUCUACUGCAGUAG